Molecule: messenger RNA, 456 nt
Organism: Lodderomyces theae
Lineage: Eukaryota; Fungi; Ascomycota; Pichiomycetes; Serinales; Debaryomycetaceae
Gene: YAE1
Product: Yae1p
Exons: 1
Coding region: 1-456 (151 amino acids)
Source: RefSeq, a predicted model, not a curated record
AUGGAACCAACAACCAAACAUGCACAUGACAAUGAUUCUGAUGAUGUUUGGGCUGAAGACGAUGAAGACAACAUAGAGCAGCACGACAAUGACACCAGCAAGAAAUUAGCAUACAACGACAUAGUACGACAACACCGCAAACAAGGGUAUGUGGACGGUAUAACUGCACAUCGAGAAGAUCAACUACAGCGUGGUUUCGAUGAUGCAUUCCCACAAGGUGCAAAGUUGGGUAUUGAAGUUGGGAAAAUCUUGGCUCGUUUGAAAUGCAAGCUGGGUGCUCCAAAGAGAGAAAAAGAAAAAGAGGUCAAUAGUGGUGGUGUUGUUGAUGAUGAAAAACUUAAGUGUGCUAUUAACGAACUAUCGAUAUCCAAAGUGUUAGAUCGACAAUACUUUGAUGAAGAUUUACAACCACUACAAACCCACGACUUGAUUGAAAAAUGGAGACAUCAAGGCUAG